AUGGAAGAAGCAAAUCAGUCUGUGGUGUCUGAAUUUAUUUUUAGUGGACUUUGUAAUUCAAGGGAGCUCCAAAGCUUCUUUUUACUGCCUUUUUCUACGCUCUACCUGAUGACUGUUGUCGGCAACCUCCUCGUUGUGUUCUUGAUCAUCUCUGACUCUCAUCUCCAUUCCCCGAUGUAUUUCCUCUUGGCCAAUCUCUCAUUUGUUGACUUCUGCCUUUCCUCAGUCACCACCCCUAAACUAACCACAGACUUCCUAAAGGAUAACAAGACCAUCUCCUUUGGAGGCUGCAUGAGCCAGAUUCUAUGUGUGCAUUUUUUUGUAGGUGGUGAGAUGGUACUACUUGUGACAAUGGCCUAUGACCGUUAUGUGGCCAUCUGCAAACCACUCCAUUACUCCAGCAUCAUGGACAGACAAAAGUGCCUCUGGCUAGUUUUGAUAUCAUGGAUCAUUGGCUUUGUGCAUGCCAUGAGUCAAAUGGCAAUGAUUCUGGAACUGCCAUUCUGUGGACCCAGAGUAGUGGACAGCUUUUUCUGUGAUAUCCCUUUGGUAAUCAAACUAGCCUGCAUGGAUACACAUACUCUGGGAACAUUGAUAAAUGCUGACAGUGGGGUCUUGGCAACAACCUGCUUCAUUCUUUUGCUGAUCUCUUACACCUAUAUUCUAUUAACUGUUCAUCUUCACACUAAGGAUGGGGCAUCAAAGGCACUCUCUACCUGUACUUCCCACAUCAUAGUGGUGGUGUUGUUCUUUGGACCCUGUAUCUUCAUCUAUCUGUGUCCAUUCAGCAUUGCUUGGGUGGACAAAUUUCUUGGUGUGUUUUACACAGCAAUCACGCCUCUCCUGAAUCCAGCCAUUUACACACUUAGAAAUAAAGAGAUUAAAAAUGCAAUAAAGAGACUGAGAAGUCACCAUAUGGAUUCGAGGGAUAAUUUUUAGAUCUCUCAUGUAAUCAGAAAAUCCUUUUUAUUCACCCUAAUUUGGCCAUGCUUUGAUCUCUAGUGAAUUAUAAAAAAUGCCCUGUGUAUGUUUGUAAACUAUGAGCAUUCCCAGACAUAUGGUUUGUGUUUAAAAACUAUUUAUUUACUCCAACCUUAAGUUAACUAGAGACAGUUCUAAAGAUAUUUGAGUGAUCAGCAUUCACUUAGAAAAAAAGAUAAAUGGCUCUAACAAUAGUACUACUG
Molecule: messenger RNA, 1184 nt
Organism: Loxodonta africana (African savanna elephant)
Lineage: Eukaryota; Metazoa; Chordata; Mammalia; Proboscidea; Elephantidae
Product: olfactory receptor 4K14-like
Exons: 1
Coding region: 1-939 (312 amino acids)
Biological process (GO): G protein-coupled receptor signaling pathway
Cellular component (GO): plasma membrane
Molecular function (GO): G protein-coupled receptor activity; olfactory receptor activity
Source: RefSeq, a predicted model, not a curated record